This is a messenger RNA of Dentiscutata heterogama, 569 nucleotides long. The record is from the annotation of a GenBank genome assembly. Lineage: Eukaryota; Fungi; Glomeromycota; Glomeromycetes; Diversisporales; Gigasporaceae.
AUGGAAAGAUUCACAGUACGAGAGUGGGUUGAACUAAUUUCAAACCCUAUUACUUUCGGAAUUCAAGAUCAACGAAUCAUUAAUCAUAAAGACUUGCCUGUGGUGAGAGAUGAGAUUUCAAUAACAUUGAGGCUGAAACUUCAAAGUCAUAGUUCAAGCUGGGCUACUAUUUUUCAUAAAGGUAGAGCUAGAUAUACUGUAUCUUUGCAUAAAAUGCUUAUCAAACUAAUAUAUUUUUGUAAAAUACAAAAUUCAGGUUCAGCAGAUUUAAUUCGUACUCCUGGACUCUGGUUGACAGGAAACAAAUCUAAAUUACAUCCUCGCUUCACGGGCAACUGGAAUAAUAAUGCAGGAAUUAUGGAACUUGGUGAUGGACUUUCGUUACAAAAAUGGUAUCAUAUAGCUUACACACUUUCUGAUUCGGAAAAAAGGUUAGAUGUCUAUGUGGAUGGUGAAUGGCUCGGAUUUUACAGUAUUCAAGAUGUUAAAAAGCAAAAGGUUAUUUUUAAUGAUGGACCACUGCAUAUUGGUCGAGCAUUCUCUUGGGGCGGAUUUAAUGGUGAAAUUAG